CGAGUAGAUGCAUAGAAUAGUACGAUGAUGUAAUUACUAUCUCUCUGACAUCCUUUUUUUUGUUGUUUUAAGUGGAAAAAUGUGGAAGUUGAAGACAGGAGAAGGAAAUGGAGAAGAUGAUCCGUAUUUGAUGAGCACUAACAACUUCGCCGGUCGGCAAAUAUGGGAGUUUGAUCCAAAUGGUGGUACGUCGGAGGAGCGAGUAGCCGUCGAGGAGACUCGCCAGAGUUUCUACGAUAAUCGCCAUCGGGUUAGAGCUUCCAGUGAUCUUUUAUGGCGCAUGCAAUUUCUCAAGGAGAAGAAAUUCGAGCAAGUAAUCCCGCCAGUGAAGGUCGACGAUGCUGAGAAAAUCACGAACGAAGCAACGACCAAUGCAUUACGAAGAUCCGUUCACUAUUUCUCGGCGUUGCAAGCCAGCGAUGGUCACUGGCCGGCUGAAAUCACCGGUCCACUCUUCUACGUUCCUCCCAUCGUAAGACACCUUGAGGAGAUAUUCACUGAAGAGCAUCGUAAAGAGAUGCUUCGAUAUAUCUAUUGUUACCAGAAUGAAGAUGGUGGAUGGGGAUUGCAUAUAGAAGGCAAGAGCGGUAUGUUUUGCACUGCGAUGAACUAUAUAUGUUUGCGUAUUCUUGGAGAAGGUCCAGAUGGAGGGCCAAAUAAGGCGUGCAAGCGAGCCCGGCAAUGGAUUCUUGAUCGUGGUGGUGUGACAUACAUACCUUCUUGGGGGAAAUCUUGGCUUUCGAUACUCGGAAUCUAUGAUUGGAGUGGAACCAACCCAAUGCCUCCAGAGAUGUGGCUGCUACCUUCUUUUCUUCCGAUACAUCUUGGGAAAACUACGUGCUUUUGCCGACUGGUUUACUUGGUUACGUCUUACUUUUAUGGGAAGAAAUUUGUUGGUCCAAUAACACCUCUUAUUCUGCAACUUCGGAGAGAACUCUACUUACAUGCUUAUGAAGAAAUCAAUUGGAAUACAGCACGACGUCUAUACGCAAAGGAAGACAUUUAUUAUCCCCAUCCUUCAGUUCAAGAUUUGGUAUGGGACAGCCUUCACAUGUUCGCGGAGCCUUUCCUAACACAUUGGCCACUGAACAAGCUUGUGAGAGAAAAAGCUCUUGGGGUAGUGAUGAAAUACAUACAUUAUGAAGAUGAAAAUAGCUGUUAUAUCAACAUUGGGUGUGCUGAGAAGGCAAUGUGCAUGCUUGCUUGUUGGACUGAAGAUCCAAACGGGGAAUAUUUCAAGAAGCAUCUCGCUAGAGUUCCAGAUUACCUGUGGAUUGCUGAAGAUGGGAUGAAAGUGCAGAGUUUUGGAAGUCAACUAUGGGACACAACACUUGCAAUUCAAGCUAUAAUUGCAUGUAAUCUCUCCAGCGAAAUCCCCAAUGUACUCAUGAAAGGACAUGAUUUCAUUAAGAAAUCUCAGAUUAGAGAAAACCCUUCGGGCGAUUUCAAGAAGAUGCACCGCCACAUUUCUAAAGGAGGAUGGACUUUUUCUGAUCGAGAUCAGGGAUGGCAAGUUUCAGAUUGUUCAGCUGAAGCGUUAAAAUCUUGUCUAUUGCUCUCAAUGAUGCCACCUGACGUUGUUGGCCCAAAAAUGGAUCCUGAGCAACUAUAUGAUUCCGUGAACCUUUUACUAUCUUAUCAGAGUGAAAAUGGAGGUAUGACGGCAUGGGAACCCGCCCGUGGAUAUGGAUGGUUAGAAUUGUUCAACCCCACAGAGAUUCUGGCUGAUCUUGUAGUCGAGCGUGAGUACGUUGAAUGUACAUCAUCGGUCAUCCAAGCAUUGGUCAUGUUCAAAAAACUAUACCCAGAUCACAGGACCAAAGAGAUCGAUGUGACCAUUGAAAAAGCGUUGAAUUUUAUAGAAAGCACACAAGAGGCAGAUGGUUCAUGGUAUGGAAGUUGGGGAGUUUGCUAUACAUAUGCAACAUGGUUUGCUCUUGAAGGUUUAGCAGUAGCUGGUAAAACAUAUGACAAUUCUUUGGCUAUGCGUGAAGGUGUUCGUUUCCUUCUGACGAAACAAAACAACAAUGGAGGUUGGGGAGAAAGCUAUCUGUCUUGCUCUGAAAAGAGAUACGUAGCGUUAGAAGGAGAAAGAUCAAACUUGGUGCAAACUGCCUGGGCAAUGAUGGGUCUGAUUCACACGGGACAAGCUGAGAGAGAUCCAAUGCCUCUUCACCGUGCUGCGAAACUAAUCAUCAAUUCACAAUUAAAAAAUGGAGAUUAUCCUCAACAGGAAAUGACAGGAGUGUUCAUGAAGAACUGUUUUCUGAACUAUGUUACCUACAGAAACAUCUUCCCCAUAUGGGCACUUGCAGAGUACCGUAAAGUUGUUAGCUUUGUAACUCCUUAAGAUUCUUAGUUAUACCCAUUCAUAAUCAAGUUUAAGGAUUUUUUCUUCUUUUGAGUGGUAUGUACUGUGAAGUAGACGAUCUUGAAAACUCUGUUUUUCGUUUUAAAUAAAAGUUUUUGCACUGU
Molecule: messenger RNA, 2475 nt
Organism: Arabidopsis arenosa
Lineage: Eukaryota; Viridiplantae; Streptophyta; Magnoliopsida; Brassicales; Brassicaceae
Source: the annotation of a GenBank genome assembly